UAUUUUAUGCAAAAUCCAAUCUCCGACUUUGCUCGGUCACAAUCCAUGCUAAAAUUAUUCUCGGGGACCAAACAGAUCCUCGUGAAUUGUCUCUGUACUCGAUCUCAUAUUUUAAGAGGAGCCAAGAAACCAAAAGCCACAGGGGUAAUAAUUAACCGGUGGACUGAACAGUUUGUCAUAAAUUUCAUUUCAAAUCAAGGACAUCUAUAUGCAUUGUCCGAGUCUUUUCAUUUCCUUGGCGUGUUCUCCUGAAUUUUUCUUUAUAAAAAGCCUCCCCUUCUAUCUGUUUUGCUCCCACUCACUACUCCAAAACAAGUACUUUGUUCUCAAAUGGCGUUCCGUCGAGAUUUUGCCAGUAAUUACCAGUUUCUUGGCGCUGCAUUUAAUGGAGACCUCAACCUACUGAAAAGACAGGCAAAUGAACUUGAUAUGGGAGAUGGUUUAGAGGAAACAGUAGCAAACAUCAAGGAUUUGAAUGGUCGAACUGCACUGCAUUUUGCUGCAGUAGGAGGAAGGGCUCAUGUUUGCCGGUACCUUACGGCAGAAGCUAAACUAGAUGUUAAUGCGAGAGAUGGGAAAGGUGAAACUCCUUUGCACAAUUCUAUUACAGCAGAUCGUUAUCCAACCGCAGUUCAUCUUCUUGAGAAUGGGGCAAACCCGAAUGCAGCAACCGACAGCGGACUCACUCCUCUCCAUUACGCUGCAAAGUCAGGGUUGAAGAAAUUUCUAUUACUGCUGAUUUUGAAAGGUGCUGAAGUGGAUGCAAAAGCUGAUUCUGGCACGCCAUUGAAGUGGGCUGCAAUUCAUGGUCAGAAAAAAGCUGUUAAAAUCUUGUUGGAUAAUCAUGCCGAUCCAAACAUGAUUUUUGAUUUCAUUCAUUCCCCCUUGGUGGCAUCCAUUUUGGCUUCGUCAUUUGACAGUGUAAAGCUAUUGCUUCAGGCUGGAGCUGAUCCAAACACGUGCUCUCUUGGGAUGACACCGUUAGAAGUGGCAGCUUCUAACGGGGAGACGCAAGUUAUAAGAUGCUUGCUGAAUGCCGAGCUGAUCCAAAUGUGACUAAUAGUCUUGGUUUAACACCAGUUGAAGUUGCUGCUUUAGGUGGUCAUAUUAAGGAUGUCAGAAUUCUCUUGCCAGUUACAUUUCCUAUUCCUAAAGUUACUGACUGGAGCUUUGAUGGAAUUAUGAAGUACGUUAACUCAGAAAAGUUCGAAAGAAAGAGGAAACUCAGAAAAUUGGAGCAUUUUUUUCUGUCAACAUCCAAGGGAGAAGAUGCAUUCAUGAGAAAGGAUUAUGUUAACGCCAUCCGUUGGUAUACGGAGGCUGUUGACACAGAAGCAGCUCUCUUAUCUAGUCAAACGUUUUUGGUAGAAGCAUUUAUUUUAACCAAUCGAAGUUUGUGCUGAGCUCACUUGAAUGAAGGUGAUCUUGCCUUGAGAGAUGCUAUAGGUAGCCGGAUGGUGCUGCCUUCCUUGCCAAAAGCACACUAUGCUGAAGGAGUUGCCUGGAAUUUAUCAAAAGAUUUCAAGCGUGCAGCAGAAUCUUUUCUUACUGGUAUGCGGCUCGAUCGAAAAAACAGGCAGCUAAAUGAUCUUUUCAGGGAUCAUAGAGAGAUUCUACAAGCUCUUGACAUGCCUCCAAAUAUGUGAAAUUUGUAUGCGUCCUUUCUUAGUGGUCAUGCUGACGCUCAAACAAUCUGUGAUUCCUGCGGAAUCUUUUCUUUUAUGGACUGCAAAUCAGAAGUUUACUUAAAUGUUUUUUAUAAGUUUAUUAAUAAUUGCCAUUUUCUUAAUAUAAUUUUAGUGUUUACAGGUUAUUUGCCUAGUAAAUUGCCUGGUUAUUUGUCUAGAAAAUUGGAAGCCGGAUUUUUAGAUCUUGGGACGUUACAAUUUUUAAAUU
Molecule: messenger RNA, 1896 nt
Organism: Populus trichocarpa (black cottonwood)
Lineage: Eukaryota; Viridiplantae; Streptophyta; Magnoliopsida; Malpighiales; Salicaceae
Exons: 12
Coding region: 331-1056 (241 amino acids)
Molecular function (GO): protein binding
Source: RefSeq, a predicted model, not a curated record